Echinops telfairi (small Madagascar hedgehog) is the source of this 552-nucleotide messenger RNA. Its product is annotated as H/ACA ribonucleoprotein complex subunit 1. Lineage: Eukaryota; Metazoa; Chordata; Mammalia; Afrosoricida; Tenrecidae. Gene Ontology annotation, biological process: ribosome biogenesis; snoRNA guided rRNA pseudouridine synthesis. Gene Ontology annotation, cellular component: box H/ACA snoRNP complex. Gene Ontology annotation, molecular function: box H/ACA snoRNA binding. The record is from RefSeq and is a predicted model, not a curated record.
AUGGUAUGUCCCCUACCAGGUUGUGGCGGCGGCGGCCGCCCAGGCGGACUGGGUCAAGGGGAUGGUCACUUCCAAGGCCAAGGGCCUCCGGAACCUGUGGUUUUGCUAGGAGACUUCGUGCAUUCCUGUGAAGAGAACAUCUUGUGCACAUGUGUCCCCGAUGAAAACCAGGUGCCUUACUUCAAUGCUCCCAUGUAUUUAGAAAAAGAACAAAUUGGCAAAGUAGAUGCAAUAUUCGGACAACUUAGAGAUUUUUAUUUUUCAGUUAAAUGUCAGAAAGCAGAAGGCUUAUAGAAGUUUUAUAUUGACCCAUAUAAACUGUUUUAUAUUGACCCAUAUAAACUGCUGCCACUAAAAAGGUUUUCACCUCGACCUCCAGGUGAGAAAAGACCUCCAAGAGGCGGUGCCCUGGGAGGCCCAGGAGGAGGAAGUGUAGGAGGAGGAAGAGGAGGUGCUAGAGGCCGUAGUUCUAGAGGCAGAAGAGGAGGAGGAGGAGGCUUCCGAGGAGGAAGCGGGGGGAGGGGUUGCAGAGAGAGAGGACAUUGGAUGUAA